CAAAAACAACCCAUGCAUUUUACGUCAGUCAGGACGUUCUCUGAUUGGAUAGUUCAUGCCGUAAACCGUUACGUUCAGAACGCAUGUGAAGGGAGUUCUUGAGAAUGGAAUCCAAAAAGAAACCCUUUUCCCCUAAAGGUGGCAAGAACGUAAUACAGAAAGGAAAAGAAGGUACAGGUAAACCUGGGACUAAACCACCAGGGAAAAGGCCAUUCAAACCACACAGUGGAGAAAAGGGCAAGAAGUUUGAGAAGACUGGAGGAAAGGGGGCUCCACAGAAAUUCUUGAACAAAAAACCCACAGAUGGAAAUUUCACCAAAAAGCGAAAAUUCACACCUGGAAAGGCCAAGGAAGAGGAAGGUUCCGAGGCCAAGAAACCCAAAUGGGACGAGUUCAAACAGCAGAAGAAGGAGCUGAAACAGAACCGGCAGCAGACUGAAAAAAAGGAGAGUUAUCAAAUAGUGAGCAGAGCCAAGCAAGUGUGGGAGAUGGUCAGAAGGAAAGAUUGCGACAAAGAGAAGAGGAUCAAACUCAUGAAAGAGCUUCAAGAACUUGUUAAAGGAAAGAUAAAAACAAUAGCAUUUGCUCACGACUCCACCAGAGUCCUCCAGUGUUUCAUCCAGUUUGGGAACGACAAGCAAAGACAGGAGGUUUUUGAUGAACUCAAAGGUGAUAUGGUCGAGCUGAGUAAAUCAAAGUAUGCCAGAAAUAUUGUGAAGAAGUUUUUAAUGUAUGGGAAUAAAGAGCAGGUUGCGGGUGUGAUGGUGGGCUUCAAGGGGAAAGUGAGGCAGAUGCUGCGUCACUCGGAAGCGUCGUCGGUGGUGGAAUACGCUUACAACGACAAGGCCAUCCUCUCCCAGAGACUCAUGCUCACUGAGGAGCUCUACGGAACCACAUUCCAAGUCUUCAAGUCGGCAGUGUGCCCCACGCUAGAGAAGGUGCUGGAGGCGAACCCGGACAAGGUUAAUGGCAUUUUGGAGGAGAUGAAGCAGAUCCUUACCCCCAUGACCACAAAAGAGGCUGUGAUCAAACAUUCUCUGGUGCACAAAGUGUUUCUGGACUUUUUCCUGCAUGCCCCAGCCAAACAGAGGACUGAAAUGAUUGAGUCAAUAAGGGAGUCUGUGGUGUAUAUGGCCCACACCCACGAUGGAGCUAGAGUAGCAAUGCACUGCCUGUGGCAUGGGACACCUAAGGACAGAAAAGUCAUCAUUAAAACCAUGAAGACAUACAUGGAGAAGUUUGCAAUGGGAGAGUAUGCGUUCUUAGUCCUCAUUGCUGCCUUUGACUGCAUAGACGACACCAAGCUAGUGAAGCAGGCCGUCCUAUCAGAGAUUCUUGCUUCCCUGCCUGAUGUCAUCACUAAUAAGAAUGGAAAGAAAGUGCUGCUGUACCUGCUCAGCCCGCGAGACCCCGCCCACCUGUUACCUGAAAUCAUCCAGGUGCUGGAGAAGGGGGACGGGAACGCCCACAGUAAGAAGGAUGUUGCCCUUCGCCGGAAGGAGCUCCGGGAGGCGGUGUCUCCGCACCUGAUUCAGCACCUGUGUGACCACGCCCGCACCAUGGCAAUGAACAAGGCCUCCAGUGUCACCGUUAGCGACAUUCUGGGGUCCGCUAUUGGGGACCUGCGUCCUGCCAUGGAGGCUGUGGCUGAGCUGGCUGCUGACGACUUCACACCAGGAGGAGUGGAGGGGCAGCUACACAUGGCUGAGCACCCUGCUGGGCAUCUGGUGCUCAAGUGGCUGAUCGAACAAGACAGCAAGAUGAAGGAGGCCGGGAGAGAAGAGCGUUUCUCCAGGGUUCUGUUGGACAAGGUGGGGAUGGACAAGCUAAAGACGUGGGCUGCAGUGAACCGUGGGGCUAUCGUGCUCUGCUGUCUCCUGAACAGUGCAGACGAGAGUGUUGCAGAGGAGAUUAGGGGGGCAUUGAAGGCCUACGCUCCAGAACUACAGAAGAUCCAGAACUGUAAAGGAGUGGAAGUUCUUUUGGAGAAACUGGCCUGAUUUGUAUUUCAUGAUGUCUAACCUACUCAGAGACAGUCCACCCACUACUGUGACCUCUCACCAACUGGAGUAACAGGUUUUCAUUACAACAGGUUUAUCUGCUAAAAUUACUUCAGAGGACGCUUACUUGUACUGCAUUUAUGUUGUCCAAAUAAUUCCGAUGUGCUUGUUUGUAAAGCCGUGGUGCAAGUAUUUAGAUGUAAAAGACACAGAAAUACUGGCAGACAGUGUUUUUGUAUAAUUUUGUAACUGACCUGUAUUUUUGAGUUGUACUAGCUGACUGAGGAACCAGAAUAAACUAAAAUAAAAAAAAUAUUUAGUGCACAAUAAUAAAAAUGUUGAUUGGUACACUA
This is a messenger RNA of Coregonus clupeaformis (lake whitefish), 2353 nucleotides long. It is a transcript of the gene pum3, whose product is annotated as pumilio RNA-binding family member 3. The coding region runs from base 105 to 2000 and encodes 631 amino acids. Gene Ontology annotation, cellular component: nucleolus. Gene Ontology annotation, biological process: regulation of translation. The transcript is spliced from 17 exons. Gene Ontology annotation, molecular function: mRNA binding. The record is from RefSeq and is a predicted model, not a curated record. NCBI's taxonomy places the organism in Eukaryota, Metazoa, Chordata, Actinopteri, Salmoniformes, Salmonidae.